Messenger RNA from Procambarus clarkii (red swamp crayfish), 570 nucleotides. Lineage: Eukaryota; Metazoa; Arthropoda; Malacostraca; Decapoda; Cambaridae. The record is from RefSeq and is a predicted model, not a curated record.
AUGAAAAACGCCCUUACAGGCAUGAAAGGUCACUUGACCCGACAGAUUAACAAAUGUCAAAAUCUGUCACACCAGCCAUCUGUUAACCAUAUCGAGCUAGAAAACCACCUUGAAGUUGCAGAAAACAGGUUCAAGCAAAUUCAAGAACAUAUGAAUUUAUACUUGACAGAACUUUACAAAACCUCAUUAGGUGAAACUGAACUUGAUGACAUUGUAAAUAAUUUAACCCAGUACGAAGAAGAUGUACAGGUUAAACUUCAACCCUUCAAAAAUCAGAUUGCUAAAAAUAAAUUAACCACAGCCUCUACAGGAAUUCCAGAACCUGAUGUUAAAUUACCCCAGAUCAGACUACCCGCAUUCUCUGGUGGUGAGAAUGAAAGUUGGGAUGACUUCUGGAAUAAAUUUGUGGAUGCAGUAGACUCCAAAACUAACAUUCCCAAAACAACCAAGUUCACUUAUUUACAAGGUUUAUUACGAGAUGAAGCUUUGAAAGUAAUCUCAAACAUAACCCUGAUCAGUGAUGGUUACGAUCUAGUUGUUCAAUUGCUUAAGAGCAACUAUGAUAACUAA